GCACCGCGUAGCCGUCCAGUCGUGUCGUGCCCCAAUGAAUGGGAAGGAUAAGGAUGGCGUCUGAUUCAAGCAAUGGUGUGAGCCACAACGGCAGUUCCACAGCGUUUACUGAUUUGGUCAACAACUCUACACUGACUGCCACAGCUAGUGAAUUUGUGCCCAAUGCAGCCAACAGGGACAAAUCUUUCAACAAAAAGUCAAGACCUCCCAAAAAUGUUACUUCUGGAUUCAAGAGAGAAACAAGAGAGCCUCUUAAUGCUGGCAAUGGAAGUGGAGAAAAUGUGUCCAGAGAGGCAAAUGUGAGCAGACAGAGGUUCCGCAACCGUUCAGGAAAAAACUUGUCCAAUUCAGAUGAUGUCAGUGGCAAUGCGGGCCGAUCUUCCGGCAGGUCAGACAGUCCCAAUGGAGGACAGGGAUCAAGGGCGUCAGCACGAUUCUCUGGGAAGUAUUAUAACGGCCAGCGAGGAUAUGGCAGAAAUGGUAAAGCAGGACCUAAUGCAAGUUCCAGCAGCUAUUUCCAAGGGCCAAGGGAGGAAGAAGGUGCUGUUGGUGGAGAAAAUUUAAACACUCAGCACAGCAAUGACCAAGUCCCUGGCUCCAGCCGUACAGGAGAUCGUAAUGGUAACAAGGAUCAAAAUAUAGAUCAGUAUUCUGAUAAGCCAUUCUACAAUGACAAGCCCAAAAGUAGGGAGGAACGGGAUUCAAGUGGAAACAAAUUUCAGAGGAAGGAACAGAAUGUAGACCAAUAUUCUGAUAAGUCAUUCUACAAUGACAGGUCUAAAUAUAGGGAAGAAAGGGAUUCUAGUGGAAACAAAUUUCAGAAGAAAGAACAGAAUGUAGACCAAUAUUCUGAGAAGUCAUUCUACAAUGACAGGUCUAAAUAUAGGGAAGAAAGGGAUUCUUGUGGAAACAAAUUUCAGAAGAAAGAUUUCAGCAAAAGUUUUAACAAAGAAUUUGAUGAAGGAAGAGGCAGAUCGAAGUAUUGGGAUCGCAGCAGUAAUGCUGAUAGAGAAACUGCUACAUAUUAUCAAGAUAAUGCCUCUUCAUAUAGGUAUCCUGAUCGCAAUGAGAGUUACUACCCUGAAAAGAAACAAGACUAUUACCAAGAAAGGUAUGAUCGAUCUAAUAGACGAUUUGGAGAUCGUUUCCCUGAUAGGCAAAGAAAUGAUCAGAAUCAUGAUAAAUAUUUUUCUAAUUAUGAUCAAGACAGUAGAGGCUAUGAUCGUACUUAUAGGUCUCGAGGGACUAGAUUUCAAUAUGAAUCUUCAAAAGAAGAUCAGAGCAGACAGCGCAACAAUUCUUACUAUAAGGGAAGAAAUCCCACCCAAAAUUAUAACACUCAAGAAACGUUUGGUUCAGACAAUGUGAAAUUCCAAUCUGGUGACAGAUAUGAGAAUCGGGAUAGUGCUGGCCCAAGUGCCAGAGACAACAAUUAUAGUUCUCACUCUCGCUUCAGCAGCCAAAAGGGCUUUAACAUGCGAGACGGAGAUGAUGUGUCUCAAAGAGAUCGUUUGACAGAACAGCUGACUCGUGGUACCCUAGAGUGUCUUGUCUGUUGUGAUAGAGUCCGACAGCAGGACUCUGUUUGGAGCUGCUCUAAUUGCUUUCAUGUUCUGCAUUUGAAAUGUGUUAUGAAAUGGGCCAAGUCUUCCAAAGCAGAAACUGGCUGGCGCUGUCCGGCAUGCCAAAAUGUAACAGAAGCAGUACCAUCUCAGUAUCGCUGUUUUUGUAGCAAGGCUGUUGAACCUCUGUGGAAUCGUCAAGAUACUCCGCACACAUGUGGAGAGGUUUGCGGAAAAUCACGGGAAAGUCAGCGACCAUUAUGUGUUCACCAUUGUACCUUGCUUUGCCAUCCCGGACCGUGCCCUCCUUGUCUUGCUCAAGUUGUUAGAAAUUGUGGAUGUGGGAAAACUUCUCAAAUGGUGAAGUGUGCUUUAGAAAAGCCAUUGCUGUGUGAAUCGAUUUGCGGACAACCUCUUAACUGUGGAGCUCACUUCUGUGAACUUAGCUGUCAUACUGGAUCCUGUGAACCUUGUCAACUUAAAAUUGAGCAAGUCUGCUUUUGUAAGAAACAAAAGAGAGAGGUUGAUUGUAUCAAAGAGAACCAGAAUGUUUUGGAAUUCAGCUGCAGUGAUGUUUGUGGGCACAAAUUAUCUUGUGGGAACCACACUUGUGAAGAGAUUUGUCAUGAAAAUGAAUGCAAACCUUGUCAGCUUACUCCAGAUAUAGUUACUCAUUGUCCAUGUGGACAGACAGAGCUAAGCUCAGAACCAGACAAGAAGAGAAAGACUUGCACUGAUCCAAUUCCAACUUGUGGCAAAGUGUGCGCCCGAAAGCUUACUUGCGGUCAGCCAAGCAGCCCUCAUGUUUGCAAAUCUAACUGCCAUUCUGGCCCAUGCCCCCCGUGCCCUCGGACCACGAUGGUUCGAUGCCGUUGUGGACACAUGGACAGAGAGUUGCCUUGCACUCAACUUACCACCAAGGCUGAUGAUGCAAGAUGUGAGAAAAAGUGCUCUAAAAAGCGAAGUUGUGCCAAGCACAAGUGCAACCAGCCGUGCUGUAUUGAAAUAGAUCACCCAUGUCCUCUUCCUUGCAACCACUUUUUGAGUUGUGGUCUGCAUCGUUGCGAGCAGCUUUGUCAUCGAGGCCACUGCCAACCCUGCUGGAGGACAAGUUUUGAAGAAUUGUAUUGUGAAUGCGGAGCUGAAGUGUUGUACCCACCAGUGCCUUGUGGUACAAAGCCACCUCUAUGUACCCGCCCAUGUCCUCGCCAACAUGAAUGUGAUCAUCCUGCUUUACAUAGUUGUCACAAUGAUGCCAAUUGUCCUCCUUGCUCAGUUCUCACCACAAAACAUUGCUAUGGAAAUCAUGAGUUGCGUAAAACUAUUCCUUGUCACCAGAAAGACUUCUCUUGUGGUCUUCCCUGUGGCAAAGAGUUGCCAUGUGGUCGGCACAAAUGUAUUCAGUUGUGUCAUAAGGACGACUGCCUGCGCUCAGGUGGUGUUUGCACUCAACCAUGUGUUAUUCUACGACCCACCUGCCAGCAUCCAUGCUUAGCUCCUUGCCAUGAGGGAAAUUGUCCUGAUGUACCUUGUAAAGAGACGGUGAGGGUCACUUGUGAAUGUGGCCAUCGUUCAGCUAUGCGACCAUGUGCUGAAAACACCAAGGAAUACCAACGUAUUGCUACCUCAAUUCUAGCCUCUAAAAUGGCUGAUGUACAACUUGGCCACAGCAUUGAUAUUGGUGACAUUAUGGGAAAUGCAAGCACCAAGAAGCUCUACCUUAAGUCGCUUGAAUGUACUGAAGAAUGCAAAGCCAUUGAAAGGAACCGACGAAUGGCUAUAGGUCUCCAAAUUCGUAACCCUGAUCUUAGUCAAAAACUAACCCCUCGUUACUCUGACUUCAUGCGAGGCUGGGCUAAGAAAGAUCCUGCGUUUUGUCAAUAUGUCCAUGAUAAGCUCUCAGAAUUAGUAAAAUUGGCCAAAGAGUCCAAGCAGAAAAGUCGAAGCUAUUCAUUUGAAGUAAUGAACAGAGAAAAACGCCAAUUUGUCCAUGAGUAUUGUGAACAUUUUGGGUGUGAGUCUGUUGCCUAUGAUCAGGAGCCUAAACGAAAUGUUGUUGCAACAGCUCAGAAAAUAAAGGCUUGGCUGCCAAGUGCGAGCUUGCUAGAGCUAGUACAGCGUGAUGCUGGACAGCGCAGAGUACCAGGGCCCAUGUUGAACUCUGUACAGAAACCAGUUUCCCGGGGAAUGGAUACCUUGUCAAUGAAGUGGACCACCAAGCCCCCUGGAAAUGGAGCAACUUCUUCGUCAUCCCAUAGCAGUGUUUUGAAUUCUGUGUCAAGUCUGUCUGAUGACUAUUAUGCGGGUGGCUCAUCGAGCAAUACAUUUAUAGACCACUUCAAUUCAUGAAUGUAACUUGUUAAGCAGGGUCAUAUUAGUAUAAUGUGUAAAUGAAAUUGGUUAAGUUUCUGCCUUUGUUUCUUUAUUUAUUUACUUUCUUUUUACAAGGAAACCGGUUUUCUUGUAACUGAAUCUUUUAUUAAUUGCAAAGACUGAUUCAAUGUUAAUGCCCACAGCAAGGGAGGAUAUGUUACUGUGCAAGUGGUAAGCUUUAUUUUGGCAUUGAAUGAAAGUCUUUUGAAUGGGUAAACUGUACUUUCGUAAAUGGCUUUCACAAAUUUUUUUCAUUGGGCCGUUGAUUUACCAGAAGUUUGAAAACACAACGCUUUUUAAAGUUGUUAUUAAUUUCACCUUUCUCUUGAGAUUUCAGUGGAUACCUCUUCUUUUUUCUUUGUAUUAGUAUGGUUUUUCCUAAUUUUGGUUGCACUCAGUGUGUGCUGUAUAUUUACCUGGUUUUGGGGCUGAAAUAAUAAAGUGCUUAUCUAUGACUGGCAUAUUAUUUUCUUUUCUUUGUUUCUUUUUUUCCCUUUUUGUGUCUUUUCUUCAUAAUUUAUUUUGUGAAACAUGCAAAUUUGUAUCUGAAUUUAGUGGCAACUGUGUGAGUGGCGGAAUUGUUGUUUUGACUCUUAAGUCUGAAAAGUUUUUGCUAUUGAAUUCUUUGUCCACCUUUGUGAGAGCCUCUGUCCAAUCAUUUUCUCACUGUUAUUUUUUUCCUAGAUAAUAAAAAUGGUUCUGUACAUAUAAAAUUAGGAAAUUUGUGUAAUUUUUAUACUGUGUUAACACAACCGUUCUCUUCAGAAAUUAAUGUUCCUUGGCUGUUAAGAAAAUUAAUAUGAACAUAAGAAACAAUGUGUUUCAUGAAUUUCAUUGUUGUUUAUAAAAGUUCAAUAAAUGCCUUCAAUCACCAA
Molecule: messenger RNA, 4810 nt
Organism: Thrips palmi
Lineage: Eukaryota; Metazoa; Arthropoda; Insecta; Thysanoptera; Thripidae
Product: protein shuttle craft-like
Exons: 11
Coding region: 39-3911 (1290 amino acids)
Biological process (GO): negative regulation of transcription by RNA polymerase II
Cellular component (GO): nucleus
Molecular function (GO): RNA polymerase II transcription regulatory region sequence-specific DNA binding; zinc ion binding; DNA-binding transcription factor activity, RNA polymerase II-specific
Source: RefSeq, a predicted model, not a curated record